Molecule: messenger RNA, 7571 nt
Organism: Galeopterus variegatus (Sunda flying lemur)
Lineage: Eukaryota; Metazoa; Chordata; Mammalia; Dermoptera; Cynocephalidae
Gene: FRMPD4
Product: FERM and PDZ domain containing 4
Exons: 17
Coding region: 31-5319 (1762 amino acids)
Cellular component (GO): cytoskeleton
Molecular function (GO): protein binding
Source: RefSeq, a predicted model, not a curated record
CGCCGCGCUCGGGGGUCCCCGACCGCCUGCAUGGAUGUCUUCAGCUUUGUGAAGAUUGCAAAGCUCUCGAGCCACAGGACGAAAUCUUCGGGUUGGCCACCUCCCUCAGGAACCUGGGGCUUGAACCAGGUGCCGCCCUAUGGAUGGGAGAUGACGACAAACCGAGAUGGGCGAGACUACUUCAUCAGUCACAUGACACAGGCAAUCCCAUUUGAUGACCCUCGGCUAGAGAGCUGUCAAAUCAUUCCCCCGGCUCCUCGGAAGGUGGAGAUGAGGAGGGACCCUGUGCUGGGAUUUGGCUUUGUGGCAGGGAGUGAAAAGCCGGUGGUCGUUCGCUCAGUAACACCAGGUGGCCCCUCAGAAGGCAAGCUGAUCCCGGGAGAUCAGAUUGUAAUGAUUAAUGAAGAGCCGGUCAGUGCUGCGCCCCGGGAGCGGGUCAUCGACCUGGUCAGAAGCUGCAAAGAAUCGAUACUGCUCACUGUCAUUCAGCCUUACCCUUCUCCCAAAUCAGCAUUUAUUAGUGCUGCAAAAAAGGCAAGAUUAAAGUCCAAUCCAGUCAAAGUGCGCUUCUCUGAGGAGGUCAUCAUCAAUGGCCAAGUGUCGGAAACUGUUAAGGACAAUUCACUUCUUUUUAUGCCAAAUGUUUUGAAAGUCUAUUUGGAAAAUGGGCAGACCAAGUCAUUUCGCUUUGACUGCAGCACCUCCAUAAAGGAUGUCAUCUUAACCCUUCAAGAGAAGCUCUCCAUCAAAGGCAUUGAACACUUCUCCCUCAUGCUGGAGCAGAGGAUGGAAGGGGCUGGAACAAAGCUGCUCUUGCUUCAUGAACAGGAGACACUAACUCAGGUGACACAGAGGCCCAGCUCCCAUAAGAUGAGGUGUCUUUUCAGAAUUAGCUUUGUCCCAAAGGAUCCAAUUGACCUAUUAAGGAGAGAUCCAGUUGCUUUCGAGUAUCUCUAUGUUCAGAGCUGUAACGAUGUCGUUCAGGAGCGAUUUGGACCGGAGCUGAAAUACGACAUAGCCCUGCGGCUGGCCGCGUUGCAAAUGUAUAUCGCAACCGUCACCACCAAGCAAACGCAGAAAAUCUCCCUCAAAUACAUCGAAAAAGAAUGGGGAUUAGAGACUUUUCUUCCCUCUGCCGUGCUGCAAAGCAUGAAAGAGAAGAACAUAAAGAAAGCACUUUCACACCUUGUCAAAGCAAAUCAAAACUUGGUACCACCGGGUAAAAAGCUCUCUGCGCUGCAAGCCAAGGUCCAUUAUCUCAAGUUCCUCAGUGACCUGCGACUGUAUGGGGGCCGGGUGUUCAAGGCUACGUUAGUGCAGGCAGAGAAGCGCUCAGAAGUGACUCUUCUGGUUGGACCCCGAUAUGGCAUAAGCCAUGUCAUAAACACCAAAACCAAUCUGGUGGCUCUUUUAGCUGACUUCAGCCACGUCAACAGGAUUGAAAUGUUUACUGAGGAGGAGAGUCUGGUGAGAGUGGAGCUGCAUGUGCUAGAUGUGAAGCCCAUCACACUCCUAAUGGAAUCGUCGGAUGCCAUGAACCUGGCCUGCUUGACGGCUGGAUACUACAGGCUACUUGUAGACUCCAGGAGGUCAAUAUUUAACAUGGCCAACAAGAAAAACGCAGGGACCCAGGAAACAGGAACUGAGAAUAAAGGAAAACAUAACCUCCUUGGCCCAGACUGGAACUGUAUACCCCAAAUGACCACCUUUAUUGGCGAAGGAGAACAGGAAGCCCAGAUAACAUAUAUAGAUUCAAAACAGAAGACUGUCGAGAUUACAAACAGCACCAUGUGUCCAAAAGACCACCGGCCCAUGUACAUAGACACGUCCUAUCACUCGGAUGAGCUUAACCAGCAGCUGGCCCAGCCCAGUGAUGCCCCCUGCGAGGUCGACUACAGAAGUCUAGCUCAGCGGUCCCUGUUGACCCUCUCAGGACCAGAAACUCUAAACAAAGCACAGGAAUCUCCAAGAGGAGCUAAAGUGUCCUUUAUUUUUGGAGAUCUCGCCUUGGAGGAUGGUAUUAAUACCCCAACUCUUGGCUAUGAGAGACUAUUAGAUGAGAGUCCAGAAAUGCUGGCGAAGCAGCAGGAUCUCUACAUCGGCGGUGCCAAUGACGUGAAGAGCCUGGAGCUUGCUGCAGACACAGAGAGUAUCCAAUUUGUGGCAAAUUCAGUUUAUGCAAACAUAGGCGACGUGAAGAACUUCGAGGCCACCCAGGGCAUAGAAGAGCCCCUCUUGCAUGACAUCUGUUACGCAGAAAACGCCGACGAUGCAGAGGAUGAGGACGAGGUGAGCUGUGAGGAGGACCUUGUGGUGGCAGAGAUGAGCCAGCCAGCCAUCCUCAACCUGUCGGGGUCAAGCGAUGACAUCAUUGACCUCACGUCCCUGCCCCCUCCGGAAGGUGAUGACAACGAGGACGACUUCUUGUUACGCUCCUUGAACAUGGCCAUCGCCGCACCCCCACCUGGCUUCAGAGACAGUUCGGACGAGGAGGACUCUCAGAGCCAGGCAGCUUCCUUCCGCGAGGACAAGGAGCAAGGCGGCAGUCUGCAGAACGAUGACAUCCCCGUGUCCCUCAUUGACGCUGUGCCUACAAGCGCCGAGGGCAAGUGUGAGAAGGUCCUGGAUAAUGCUGUCGUUUCCACGCUGGAAGCUCUAGAAGCUCUGUCCGUGUCAGAAGAACAGCAGACCAGUGACAAUUCAGGUGUAGCCAUCUUGCGGGCCUAUAGUCCUGAGUCUUCGUCAGACUCGGGCAAUGAAACUAACUCUUCCGAAAUGACUGAGAGUUCUGAACUGGCCACAGCACAAAAGCAGUCAGAAAACCUGUCCCGCAUGUUCUUGGCCACUCACGAAGGCUACCACCCCCUUGCAGAAGAGCAGACAGAGUUCCCCACCUGCAAACCCCCCCCUGGGGGCUUGCCUCCCAAAUCCGCCCAUGCCCUGGCUGCUCGUCCAGCGACCGACCUCCCGCCCAAAGUUGUGCCUUCCAAGCAGAUACUUCACUCAGACCACAUGGAGAUGGAGCCUGAAACCAUGGAGACCAAGUCGGUCACUGACUAUUUUAGCAAACUGCACAUGGGGUCGCUGGCAUAUUCCUGCACCGGCAAAAGGAAAAGCAAGCUGGCCGACGACGAGGGGAAAGCACCCCCUAAUGGGAACAUACCAGGAAAAAAACAGCAGGGGACCAAAACAGCUGAGAUGGAAGAGGACACCAAAGGUAAAUUUGGUACUGUGUCUUCGAGGGACAGUCAACACCUGAGCACUUUUAACCUGGAGAGAACAGCUUUUCGCAAGGAAAGCCAAAGAUGGUAUGUGGCCACUGAAGGUGGGGUGGCUGAGAAAAGUGGGUUGGAAGCAGCAAAGGGGAAAACCUUUCCAAGAGCUUCUGGUCUUGUGACAAGGGAGACUGAAGGGAAAGAGGAAGGGGCUCCUGAUAGAGAAGCCAGGGAUGUUCCAGGACUUGGCCAAGGGGACCACUUCUUAACUGAUGUGACCUGCGUGUCUUCAGCCAAAGACUUAGAUAACCCAGAGGCUGCUGACUCAUCCACCUGUGACCAUCCUUCCAAACUUCCUGAAGCUGAAGAGACUGUGACCCACCUUUGUGACUACCACUUGGCCAAGCGGAUGUCAUCAUUGCAAAGCGAGGGCCAUUUUUCCCUGCAGAGCUCUCAAGGCUCUUCAGUGGAUGCAGGCUGUGGCACAGGCAGCAGUGACAGCGCCUGUGCCACUCCUGUGGAGUCCCCGCUCUGCCCCUCCAUGGGCAAGCACUUGAGUCCUGAUGCUUCUGGGAAAGGCAUCAAUUACGUUGCUUCAGAGGAAAGAGCCACUGGGCUUCCCAACCAUGGAGCCCCUUUUAAGGAACUGCACCCACAGACAGAGGGGAUGUGUCCGCGGAUGACAGUGCCUGCUCUGCACACAGCCAUUAAUGCUGAACCCCUGUUUGGCACUUUGAGAGAUGGAUGCCAUCGGCUCUCCAAGAUUAAGGAAACCACAGCUUUGACAGAGCCUGGGAAAGAGAGACGAGGAGGCAUGCCUUCAGCUUGGUCUCAACAUCCUGAAGCUGAUCCCUUCCUGCUACCAUCAAACACUCACUCGGAAUCAAAGGUGCCAAUUCCAAAUCAAGACCCUAAUGAUUUCUCCCAAGUAAACCAGGCAUACAGAGGGGCUGUGAGCUGGCUGCCACCGGAUCUGAGAGGGGGGAGCCUCAGGACACCCCCCAGCCAGAGGGCUCUGAGGCACAGCAGCAAUAUCCUCUCAGCAUCCAUAGGUUUGGAGACCUUCCAAGAGACAAGCAAGGGUGCAGUCAGCUUAAAGUGUCCAGGUAUCUCAGAAGCACAGAAGGGUAGUUCUGAAAGGCUAGCAGAACUCCCCCUGGGAAAGAAGCUCACCAAAAGUUUGUCCCAAAGCUCGAUGCACUUUAGCUCUGAAGGGAAGUUUCACAAAAGGUCUCCAGUGGCCCAGAAAGACUCAAAGCUGUAUAGGACAUUACCCUUGAGGAAGCUGGAGGGCAGCAACUGGAGAUGCCGGGGCCCUUUCAGCUACUGCUUCCUGAACCGAGGGCAGGAUGAAGAUGGUGAUGAGGAUGAAGAGGGAGAGGAGGCUGCCCACCAAGUCUCUUGCCUUUAUCGACCACAGAUGACUCAAGCCAUGCCACAACCAACCAGCCCAUCCCUGGCUGCUAGGAUUCAGAUGCAAGGAGGGGAGCUAUCCAGAGAUUCAGUUCUGAAGGUCUGGGCAGAAGACCUGAGUGGCCCAGAUGACUUGGACUUCAGCAACCUGGCUUUCGAUGCCCAGAUUUCAAGAAUAAAUGCCCUGAAGGAGAGCUCAUAUACAAUGCCUGAUGGGUUCCUUGCAGCCCAAAAUGAUGCCAAUGAGCUACUCUGCCUCAUCAGGGCAACCAAGGGAAAGAGACAGGAGUCACACCCUGAAGCAUAUGACCUAACACUUUCUCAGUACAAGCAACUGUUAUCCAUCGAGUCCAGACAGUUGGGAAGUGCCUGUAGGAAAAUGGCGAUGGCCGAGAAAAGCCCAGAGGAGAUGCUCCUAGCUAUGACUUCCAGCUUUCAAGUGCUCUGUUGCCUAACAGAAGCUUGCAUGCGAUUAGUUAAAGUUGUGAACUCAGAAACACAGCGGCAGGAAAUUGUAGCGAAGAUCAAUGAAGUGGUCAUAAAUUACAUCUGUCUCCUGAAAGCUGCUGAGGCAGCCACUGGAAAGACCACUGGGGGUCCUAAUGUUGGACUCUCGACACGACAUUCAACCACCAUGGCCGCUCUCGUAAGCACACUAACACGUUCUCUCAAAAUGCUUUUAAAUAAAUAAAUAUGAAAGUCACAUCAUAAUCUACCUUUGCAAAGCCAUACAUGAACUUUUAUUUACUUUGUGUGUACGAUAAACAGAUGUCUCCUUUCUUCUCUCUGUAUAUUUUGUUAUUUUAUAUAAAAUAGGAGAUAAAAGUCACACUGAUGAUAUGUUGAAAUGUACUAAUAGGAUGUAUUCUGUUUAUAUUAUACGUAUAUGUACAUGUAAAAGAAAUGUACAAGAAAGUGAUGACAUUUGGCUAUUUUUCAUAUAGUCAAAACUCCAGGUAUAUGAUGUGAAAUUUUAAAUUCUUCCGUGUUAGAGCAAAACAAUGAAUCCUAUUCCCUUUCCUUCCAAGCAGAUACUUGGAGACCGUAUCAUUCAUAUUUACAAGUGAAAACAAAAGAAAAAAAAGAAAAGAAAAGAAAGGAAAUCACAAUGUAUAUAAAACAAUACUUAUGUUUUAAAAUUAUGAUUUUUAAGCAUUGGAAAUAGCAAAAAGACAUUUAAAAUUCAAGAAGCUAUUAUGAAUUACUAGAGAAUAUAUAUAUAUAUAUAUAAUAAAUUACUUUUUUGCUCAUAGAGUUUGGUUAUUGGAUGCUUUCUUCCAAGAAUCCCACAUAUUUAAUUUAGGUUUAUGAUAUUUGGUCUACAAAUGGGUAGGGGAUGGAGACUACUAUGUCAACACAAAUGCUCUUCACAGUGUUUCUAGAAUUUAAAAACCUCCCGAAAGUCCAUGGAAAUAUUUGUUCUAUUUUUUCCAUGAAGUUUUUGAAGUACCCUUGUAAAAGAACAGAGAGAAUGAUGGACGGGUACCUAGGUAAUGUUUAGAGUUAUUGAUUACCUAAUCACAUAAAAUGAAUGAAAUUAAUAAUAUCAAAAUUAAAUUGUUUGAUGGAAAGAGAGAUUUGCUUUGACUAAAUGUCAAAAUCUGUAAGCCAAAGACAUCUCUCCCCACCCCAACUCAACCAUGAAACUUAAUAUUCCCUUUAAAGUGACAGAACACUUAGUAAAGUAUUUGCAAAAUUACAAAAAGGAACACUUAAGGAUCACCAAAAGCAAGCACAGACCCAGUACUGUAGACCAGAGUCACCUCUCAGGUGGCAGCUCUCAGCACAGAGCUUCACACAUCACCUCCUCUACAGGGUCCCAGGCUGCCAAACAAAUUUGGAAUUACACCCUAAUACUGAGACAAAAUUUCCAAUCUGGAAUGCUCCAGAAAAUCAGGGAGAGAUAGCUACUCUAAUAAUAGAAGCCAUGAUUGAAUUAAUAAUAAAGUACUUAUUGAAUACUUAAUCUGGAUAGGCUGAUAGAAAUGUAAAAUCUAAAAGAAAAAAAAAGUAAAUUGUACUAUUUCUGGUGAAACCAACAGAAUGCAAAGAAGUUUUCAGAACUGUCACCUCUCUAAAAAUAUAUCUUUGGGUCAAAACAAAAGGAUGCAAACUCUGCAAUUGUAAAAUAAAAUUGAUAUGUAUAUACGUAUUUUCUGAGUCAUUCAGUGCUCAAGCUAUACACUCCUCUUUAUGAAGAUGGCUCCUUAGAAUAUGACAGGAGUAUAGCAGGUGCAAAUAUUGCCAUUUUUGUAGCCUACUGGGCAGGAAGCCUAACAGAAUCCACAAUUGCAAUCUCUCUCUAGCCAGUCUUUUCCCCAGAGUCUCAACAACAAAAGCCAUGAUGUUUAUAGAUGGUAGCAAACAAAAGGAAUUUAAGCAUGUGUUAUUAUAAAUAAUGUUUAAUUAAAUAAUAAAACAUUAUUUCAUUACAGUUAUAAAUAUUGGUGUUUUGAUAUUGAGAGAUAUUAGUGGUGUUUUCUGUGGAAAAUCUUAGUAAAUAUCAUUUUGUGUACUAAAAUAUUAACAUAUUAAUAGGAUGUGUGCUCCAUGUCAGACAACGUGCUAAACAUAUCACAUAUAUUAUCUCAUUUAAUCAUCACAACAAUAUUAUGCUUUGGACACUAUUAUUAAUUCUCUCUGGAGGCAAUAUGGUUUAGUAGAUAUUGAUAUGGGAUUGGGAUCAGAAACAUCUUGAUUUAAAUUUUAACUGCUAUUUUCUAGCCUUUUCAUCUUGGGAAAGCUAUUUUUUUCCAAGUCUCAAUUUUCUCAUAGUAAAAUGGAAAUCAAUAAUAAGAUCUAUUUCUAUAGGGUUGUCAUGAGUUUUGAGUAAAAUUACAUAUGUAAAGUUUUUACCACAAUACUUGGCAGAGAGUAAGUACUCGAGUAAUGUUGAUAUUAUUUUCAUCAUAAUCAUUGUAUUAAAUAUAUUGCCCAAAAUGA